Messenger RNA from Bradysia coprophila, 1916 nucleotides. It is a transcript of the gene dah, whose product is annotated as discontinuous actin hexagon. Gene Ontology annotation, molecular function: zinc ion binding. Gene Ontology annotation, biological process: synaptic signaling. NCBI's taxonomy places the organism in Eukaryota, Metazoa, Arthropoda, Insecta, Diptera, Sciaridae. The record is from RefSeq and is a predicted model, not a curated record. Gene Ontology annotation, cellular component: plasma membrane.
AUUCAAACUCAAAUCAAUUAGUGUUGGUGUCAUCUUCAAAUCAUCCGUUAAAACGACUUGUUUUGUUUUUAUCUUAGAUGUUGCCGUAAUAUCUGUUGAAAAUCUUCGAAAAUAUUGUGUUGAUUGCUACCAUGCAGAGAAGCGGCAUUGUAUACGAACUGACUUGCGAUAUUCGAAAGUUUUCCGUGUACAGAACGGCAAACAAAUUGGCAUUGCUAAAGAAAUCGUUGAAAACCGAACACAUUCCAUACAAGCUGGUGCUAUCAGUGUUGGACGUUUAUAAACUCAACUCACCCGUAAUCGAUCGGCAGGAAAUUAACGAAGAGAAACUCGAAAAUGUAAUACACGACGCGUUCUUUGCUGCCGAGAAACAAGGAAAUUUUACGAGUGGAUGCAUCGAAUCUACAGCGCGAACACUAACGGAAUAUCUUCUACAAAUAUUCAAUCCGAACAACUCGGUACAUUGUACCAUCGACAGGUCCAUCCGAUUAUAUGACUUGAAACAGGCCCUGUUAAUACUGUGUAAGGAUGCCGGCCAAGAGGACCUCAUCUACGAACAUUUUUUACUGAAUUGUGAUCACAACCGAUGUGUGACUCGUUAUCGGCUGAAGGAGAUGCUUUCAAAAGUGGCACAUAUUUUGUUGCACGUUGAUCGUGAAUUUGAUAUGGAUUGGCACCCAAGCAACGUCAUUGACGAAUGGUUUUCAAAGUGUCCGGGCAUCGUUGGUCUGAACGAAUAUCAAUUCACUUCAUUCUGGGUGGAAUCGAAGUCAAUAUUUCGCAAUUAUGCCCAGCUGAUGGCAAUAUCACAACUUAUUUCCGACACUAAGGACACUGUACAUCCUGUCGAUUGUUCACUUUGUAAAACGGAUAUAAAAGGACUACGGUUGCAAUGUACCGUUUGCACCGGAUAUUCGCUAUGCUUUGAAUGUUUCUGUACAGACGCAAAUACCGAAAAUCAUACAAUAUCCCAUCGACUGGGAGAUGCAUACAUCCUGAAUAAGUGCCGUUUGUUCUUGAAGAAGUGUUGGAACGUAUUCGGAUGCAGGGAUGGUACAUCGUCCGGACGCAUUCAAUCGAUUGGAAUGACCACAAUCAAAACGAACUUCAGUGAAUUCCGACAAGAGUUCACAACGAUCACCAAUCAGAAUGUUUCACGACAGAGCCAAGGGUCCUUUGCAAGCCGACGAAAUUCAAAUCAAAUUGAAUGCAAACUGUCCUCGAUAAUCGGACUAAUUUUAUCCGAAAAUGAAAAGCUAAGCGCUCACGUUGCCGACCUGGACACGAAUGGCAACGGCAAUAAUGCAAAGACCAAGAAACUUAUCGAAAAUCAUUUGGUGGCUCUUAAGACAAUUGUGAAUCAACUCGAAGAAUAUUCGAUGCGUUCGACAGUAUCUCCCACCUCAAGUACACCAUAUCGCAAUCCGUCCAUCAUUCGAAAAUCUAACUCGCAAACAGAUGUCUUCCUAUCGAAAUCAUUAAAAGGAGCUGAGAUAAAUAAAAGCUUUUUGGAGCAGAACAAUUCCAAUUUGUCGAUUAGUGAUGUCAGCUCUUGGUUGCAUACAAAACGAUCGUCGAGUCUCAUCAAAGACAAAAAAGAAAAUCUACCAACGGUCAGCGAAGAUCAAUGUGAGACUGGAAGUGUCAUCGACACGGAUAUGCAAAAUUUCCGAGAACUUUUGCACAUCGUUAAGGACAUCAUCGAAGACACAUACAGCGACAACACCGAAUUGUCUAAAGCAACCAAUCAACUGGAAAAUGUUUUGGACAGCAUCAUCGAGGUGGAAGAGAGAAAGCGCAACAAACCGUAGAUUUUGAUUGGUUUUGCAAACAGAAAAGAAUAUUUUAUCGGAAUGGAAUCAUAAAUUUAAGAGAAAAUUUUAUAUUUUGAAAUAAAGAGACGAAUUUUACUGUAA